UUUGAUCUAAAACUUUGUACAAAAAUCCAGUGCUUCUAUACAGCUUGAGCAGGGCUACCACGUAAGGGAAGAAUAACUCGUGGGACUGAAGUAACCUCUCAGUGAGGUUUUCUGUAACAUACUGAGSAGGAAGGUGACAGCCAUGAAAUGAAGGAAUGCAGAUAAUAAGAACUGUUUCCAGCUGUCACAAAUUACUUGAUCUUUUCAUGACCUCUAUAAGUUUCAUAUAAAGGAGUUUUAACAUCCAAGUGGCUACUAAAAUUCACAGGAACUCUGAAACAAUGUGAUUUUUGUUGUGACAUUAAUUCUUUGAUGUCCGUGCUGUUGUGACCUGCAGUGAUUUCAUGGUCAAAGUUGUGGAGGUGACUGAUAGCAGCAAGCAGAAAACAUUCCGAGGACAUGAUGCUCCUGUUUUAAGCCUUGCUUUUGAUCCCAAGGAUGAUUUCCUGGCAUCCGCAAGCUGUGAUGGAUCUGUCAGAGUAUGGAAAAUUGCAGAUCAGACGUGCRUGACAAGCUGGCAGCUGCUGCAGAAAUGUAAUGAUGUGAUAAAUGCUAAAUCAAUAUGUAGGCUUGGCUGGCAACCUGGAAGUGGGAAGUUCUUGGCAGUUCCCGUAGAUAAAGCCAUCAAGCUAUACAGAAGAGAAACCUGGGAUAACCAAUUUGAUCUAUUGGAUGCUUUUGUCACACAGCCCUUCAACGUUGUGGUCUGGUCUCCUUGUGGGCAAUACCUGGCAGCUGGAAGUGUGGAUGGGAGUAUAGUGGUAUGGAAGGUAGCGACCCAGGAGUGCAUAGAGAGGAUGAAACAUGAGAAAAAAUACACUAUUUGUGGACUGGCAUGGCACCCAAAAUGCGGGCAAAUCGCUUAUACAGACACUGAAGGAAAUCUGGGGUUGCUGGAAAAUAUUGGUGAUGGAAAGAAAUCAAAUGCUAAGGUCACCAGUGCAGCAACAAAAGACUAUGAUGAUCUCUUUGAUGGAGAGGAUGAUGACUACUUAAAUGGAGAUACGAUUGAACCAGAGUCUUCCCCAAAGGCUGUAGCUAACGAAGAUGGUGGUGAUGAGGAUGAUGAUCUUGUGUCUGCUUCAGGCCACCCAAGACGGACAAUAAUUGAUGAUGAUGAUAAUUCACUAGAUAUUGGGUUGAUAAAAGCUAAUUCUAAUCUCCUUGAAAAGGAGGAUGAAGAUGAGGAUCAGGCUGCUGGCUUUUCAGAUUUACCAGCAUCAUCUACUCAACGGCCUUUCUAUGAUGGGCCAAUGCCAACCCCCAAGCAGAAGCCCUUCCAGUCUGGCUCUACCCCUGUGCAUCUCAUGCAUCGCUUUAUGGUAUGGAAUUCUGUUGGUAUCAUACGCUGUUACAACGAUGAGCAAGACAAUGCUAUAGAUAUAGAAUUUCAUGAUACCUCCAUACAUCAUGCGACACACCUGCCAAAUUCUCUGAAUCACACCAUGGCUGACCUUUCCACUGAAGCUAUUCUGUUAGCCUGUGAGAGUACAGAGGAACUGGCCAGCAAGCUCCACUGCAUUCAUUUUAGCUCCUGGGAUGCAAACAAGGAGUGGACAGUGGAUAUGCCAGAGGGAGAAGACAUUGAGGCAAUUUGUCUUGGUCUUGGCUGGGCUGCUUGUGCCACUAGUGCCCUGCUAGUCCGUGUCUUCACCGUUGGAGGGGUUCAGAAAGAGAUCUUUAGUCUACCAGGUCCCGUGGUAUCUCUGGCAGGACAUGGAGAGCAACUGAUGGUUAUUUAUCACAGAGGUACUGGGUUUGAUGGGGAUCAAUGUCUUGGAGUGCAGCUGCUGGAACUAGGAAAAAAGAAAAAACACGUUUUGCAUGGAGAGCCUCUUUCUAUUACAAGGAAAUCCUAUUUGACAUGGAUUGGAUUCUCAGCAGAAGGUACCCCCUGUUACGUGGAUUCAGAGGGGAUCGUGCGGAUGUUGAACCGAGGAUUUGGGAAUACCUGGAUUCCAGUGUGCAACAUGAGAGAGCAUUGCAAAGGGAAGUCUGAUCAUUACUGGGUAGUUGGCAUCCACGAAAAUCCCCAGCAGCUCAGGUGUAUUCCUUGCAAAGGAGCUCGCUUCCCACCUACGCUCCCACGUCCUGCUGUAGCMAUAUUGUCUUUUAAACUUCCUUACUGUCAAGUUGCAACAGAAAAAGGGCAGAUGGAGGAACAAUACUGGCGUUCUGUUGUAUUUCAAAACCAUAUGGAUUACUUAUCAAAAAAUGGCUAUGAAUUCAAUGAAAUGGCUAAAAAUCAGUCAGCAAAAGAACAACAAGAACUCCUAAUGAAACUCUUUGCCCUUUCUUGUAAACUGGAGCGUGAAUUUCGUUGUAUGGAGCUUGCUGACCUCAUGACACACAACGUUGUGAAUUUAGCUAUCAAGUAUGCCUCUCGCUCCCGGAGACUGAACCUGGCCCAGCGCCUUAGCGAAGUGGCCGUGGAGAAAGCAAGUGAAUURGCGACAGCAGUGGAGGAGGAAGAGGAGGAGGAAGAGGAUUUCCGAAGUCAUUUGAACGCCCGUUACAGCACUUCUGCCACAGAGUGGAGUCGCCUGCCUGGCAGAAAUGUUCGGCAGGACCAAGAAAUGGARGAGGAUGAGGAAGCUGAUGCACAUGAGGAAGCAGAAGAAACACCAGAGGCACAUAAAGAGAGGCCAAAUCCUUUCUCCAAAGGCGUUGCCUCAAGAGAGGCGAUUACUCCUAAGUCUGCUGUAAUUUCAUCAAGCAGCCAAGGACGAGUGAAUCCCUUUAAGGUGUCAUCUAACAAAAAGGAACCAGUGGCUCCCUUGACUAAUAUUCUAGAUUCCAUGAGCAAAUACUCAAAGAAAACUUCUUCGUCCAGCAGUCGGGUUGUGAGCAAGGAGAAGUCUGAGGUUAUAAAACCUCUCGUUCCCAAACCAAAGUCCAAGCAGGUUUCAGCAGCCUCCUUUUUCCAGUCUCGUACACUUAACUCUAGUGAAAAAGUAGCGGAAGAGAGAGAAGAAAAAUCUGAAUAUGAGUCUCCCGUUGACAAAGUUGCUGCACAGGAGAACACUGAAAACAAAAGACCAAAAACAGGUUUCCAGUUAUGGCUAGAAGAGAACAGAGCAAACAUUUUAACAGAUAAUCCUGAUCUGAAUGAAGCAGAAGUAAUAAAGGAAGGCAUGAAUCAGUUUAGAAUACUGUCGUCAGAAGAAAGAAUGGUAUGGACUGAGAAAGCAAAAGGAGGAGUGGCUAAUGAUUUAACUGAUGCUAAAAAGCGAAAGCGUCCUGCAGCUGGUGAAGACGAGGGGAAAAAGAACCAGGAAGAAAAAUCAGAGGACUCAAAUUCAUCCAAAAAAAUAAAACCUUCAGAUCAAUCUACAAAUGUCAGACUGUCAGCUUUUGCAUUCAAGCAAAGCUGAACAAGGUGAUACCUUCUCAGCAUGUUUUCUCAAAACGUUGGGUUGCUCUAUAUUGACAAAUUUUCCUCUGUGCUCCUAGAGCAUUAGCAGAAAGAGUGCCUUGCCCUCGUC
This is a messenger RNA of Nothoprocta perdicaria, 3485 nucleotides long. It is a transcript of the gene WDHD1, whose product is annotated as WD repeat and HMG-box DNA binding protein 1. The transcript has 22 exons. NCBI's taxonomy places the organism in Eukaryota, Metazoa, Chordata, Aves, Tinamiformes, Tinamidae. The coding region runs from base 345 to 3374 and encodes 1009 amino acids. Gene Ontology annotation, cellular component: nuclear replication fork. Gene Ontology annotation, molecular function: chromatin binding; protein binding. The record is from RefSeq and is a predicted model, not a curated record. Gene Ontology annotation, biological process: DNA-templated DNA replication; mitotic cell cycle; DNA repair.